CUGAACAGAGUCACAAGUUCUAACAGAAAAGCCAUAUUCGAUGGAGAUUGCAUCAGAGGAAGUUGGAUCUGGGGGGGCUGGCGUCGAGCAACAAAACUCUGGCAAUGGUAUGUGACCUCUAGAUCCAAUACAUCAGUGACCAUGCUGACCACAAAGCUCCUACCUGUCGCCUCUCAUCACUAUCGUCGUCGGUCCACCAGCUCAUCAAGUCACCUUCUACAUCCACCAAGACAAACUCAUCCCCAUUCCGUUCUUCCAAGCUGCUCUCCGACCCGACGCAUUCAUCGAAGGCGAGCAAAGGAAAAUCCACUUUGAAGAAGAGAAACCGGAGGUGUUCGGUCGAUUUGUCGAAUACCUGUACGAAGAAGAUUUUUUUCCACGCUACAAAGAGGGGCCAUCGGGUGGCUCGGUCUGCUUAGAGCUGGAAUCGCACGUUCAAAGCAUGUUGCCAUGGCGUGAACCAGAACUAUACUGCGAAAAACACCACAUAUCCGGAUUGGUCUGCGGUACCUUCGCCGCCAGCGAAGCCUCAUACCCUAUAUUUGAACAUUUGGUUCUCGUAAUCUGUCUGGCAGAGCGUUACUGCUGUUUUGAGACCUUGGGUCUAAUAGCUUUGGGAAAGAUGUUGUUACUACCAAUGGGGCCGAAGGAGUUUUCGUGUCUCAUCAAACACGUCUUGAAAAGCAUUCCGGAGACCAACAGGACGGUGUAUGAGCUCUUGGAGAGGAAACUGCGUCUUUUCCGCCCCUGCCUCGCUCAUUGUGAGUUCUUUCGGGAUCUUGAGAGAAGUGAUGACAAUAUCCUUCUUCGAGGACUUUUGAGAUUGAUGAACAAGUUUGACCCACUCAAACAGCUGGUCCCUUAUACAAUCUUGUAUUGUCUCGCCGUAUGCCAUCGGGACAUCACAGUUCAAGAAUGUGUCGGAAGGACUUUGUAUGGUACUACGUUUGGCCCACAAGGAAGGCCUUUUGGUGCCGCCUUCAAGGGUCAGGUGCUUGUCACAGAUGGGCUUGUCAAAGGCAAAGAAAAAUUAUUCAUCGGAGGGUCUGCCGAGGCAGACGAAGAUUCCUGGCUUUCUUAUCCUUCCUCGGCAUUUUAUUUGUUGAAUGGUGAUGACUGGUCUCCAGAAGAGGAGACGGAGGAGAUGGAGGAGACAGAGUAA
Hymenoscyphus albidus is the source of this 1162-nucleotide messenger RNA. NCBI's taxonomy places the organism in Eukaryota, Fungi, Ascomycota, Leotiomycetes, Helotiales, Helotiaceae. The record is from the annotation of a GenBank genome assembly.